AUGCUCUUGUCUAAACUAGAAUCAGUCUUGGUUGUUGCUCUUGUCAUACAUAUUAUUGGAGCAGUCUAUGGUUCUAGUGCUGAGUCAGACCAUCUUGCAUUACUGGAAUUCAAAUCAAAGAUUACACUUGACCCUCAAGGUGCUUUGACAUCUUGGAAUGAUUCCCUUCCUUUUUGCCAGUGGAGAGGAGUGACAUGUGGUCGCCGCCACCGAAGAGUCACAGUGUUGGAUCUACAAGACUUGGGUUUAGUAGGUUCUUUAUCUCCUUAUCUUGGUAACAUGAGCUUCCUCGGUAACAUUACCCUUGACAACAACAACCUUCAUGGAAGUAUCCCUCAUGAGAUAGGUCAAUUACACCGAUUACAGGUAUUAUCCCUUCCCAAGAAUUUGUUCACCGGGGAAAUCCCAGCCAACAUGUCAAGUUGGCCAAAACUGUCACUCUUUAACUUAAAGGAUAAUAACCUAUCUGGGAAAAUUCCAAAUGAUUUUAGUUCUAAGUCACUAAUAACUGUCAUAGCCUUAUCCAACAAUGACCUCACUGGUGGUAUUCCACCAUCCAUAGGCAAUCUCACAUCUCUUGAAAUACUCGCUCUACAAGGUUGUCAGCUAGGAGGGAUCAUUCCUAGUUCCUUCAAUCAAUUGAAAACUUGCGAAAAAUAG
Messenger RNA from Helianthus annuus (common sunflower), 660 nucleotides. RefSeq names its product putative receptor-like protein kinase At3g47110. Bases 1 to 660 code for a protein of 219 amino acids. Gene Ontology annotation, molecular function: protein binding. NCBI's taxonomy places the organism in Eukaryota, Viridiplantae, Streptophyta, Magnoliopsida, Asterales, Asteraceae. The transcript has a single exon. The record is from RefSeq and is a predicted model, not a curated record.